UAAAUCAGCUGUGUCAGUCUGUCAAUCAUAUUGUCAAUAUUGCUCUGUUGUUGACUGUUGACUGCAUGCCAAAGAGUGCUGCAUGCUAUAUUUUAAGCAAUCAAACAUUAUAAAUUCGCCAUUUUUUUUACGAUGAGUGUAAAAAUUGAAGAACAAUUGAAAGAAAAAAUAUUAAACUUCGCUAAGAAAAAUCCGAAAGGAAUUUCGCACAAUGAUAUAACAGCAGCAAUCCCAGAAGUAUCCUCGGCUGAACUGGUACCGGUCAUCAAUGAGCUGUUACAGCAAGAAUAUUUUGAUUUGUUCAAGCAAAACGGUGUACUUGUCUAUAAGUUAAAAGCUCAAACAAGCAAGCAAGCAGUGAAAGGGGCUGACAAUGAAGAAAAGGUUGUUUAUAAUCUCAUUGAAGAAGCUGGAAACAAAGGUAUAUGGAUACGGGACAUCAGGGUUAGAUCUAAUCUAGCAAACACACAACUGACAAAAGUAUUGAAGAAUCUUGAAAGUAAAAAAGUCAUUAAAGCUGUUAAAUGUGUAAAUGCUUCUAAAAAAAAAGUGUACAUGCUUUACAAUUUGGAACCUGACAGGUCGAUAUCUGGAGGAGCAUGGUAUCAAGACCAAGACUUUGAAUCUGAGUUUGUUGACAUACUUAAUGUUCAAUGUCACAGAUUUCUUAGCCAGAGAGCUGAAAAAAUUAAAAAUAAUCCACGAGGACCAAUUGUAGGCCGCACACAGUCUUAUGCCACAGCUAACGAAGUUCAAAAAUAUAUUACAGAUUUAGGAAUAAGCAAAGUUGAACUUGAUGUAGAAGAUGUUAUUACAAUUCUGAAUACAUUGGUCUAUGAUGGUAAGGCAGAAAGCAGUGUUUAUCCUGAUGGCAGCAAGGUAUAUCGAGCCAUAGACCCCCUUAUACCUGCACCAGGAUUAGUCCAAGUGCCGUGUGGAGUGUGUCCGCUAAUCUAUAAAUGUGAUUCCACUGGAUUGGUGACGCCGCAAGCCUGCACUUAUAUGAAAGAGUGGCUAGAAUAAUAAAAUAUAUAUGGAUAUUCUGUGCUUAUUUAUUCUCUAAUGUCUACUACUUUAUAAGUUAUUAACAUUAACAUAUUCAUGUACUUAUACUUAAACUGCACCAUCAAUACAAAGCAAUCUAACUAUCUAUUAUAUACAAAAACGUAAAUAAAAGCAUUAACACAUUGAUUACAUAUGAACAAAUCAUUAUGUAUUUAGGUAAAAGCAAAAUCAUUGUUUAAAAAACAAUAUGAAAAAUAAAUACCUUGAUGAGCAAGUGAUCUAUGUAACAUUUUCGUUUGUUUUAUGAGUGAGGUUAUUGAAGUUCUUCUAGACCAAAUUAAUUAGAGAAAAUUCUGCAAAAUCCUUUGACAAAAACACAAUACAUGUGAAUAUACACACCUACUAAAUUUUGAGAAAAAUGUUACUUGAAUCACUAGUUCUCUAAGAUAUCCUAAACAAAAAUAAAUCAUUUACAAAACAGGUAACAAUGGCUACUACUUAGUUAAAUCCAUUUUCGAGACUGCAAUGCAGCAACAUAAUAUACACUUAUCACAGGUUUUUUAAAACAAACUUCUAAAAUUAUUUUCAAUAUUAUGCAAUGCUGAGGAAAGUAUUGCAGGUUCCCUCUUAGGAAUAAAUGCUUUUUCUUCAAUAGCUGUCUGCUCUUCCUCAAUUACAACUUUAGUAUUGUUAUUGGGAAAUAGAGAACUGAAGGCAUCCAUUUGGAUAUAGUUAAGGGAUUGCAGAAUCAAUCCAUUGUUGGGAUAUGGAGUAGCAGUAAUAAUGGAUUGUUUGUUGUGAUCUUGAUUAUUAUUAACAUUCUUUGGUGAAUCAGGCUUGGGUGCUUCUGAGGUAGGAGGUGGUGGAGGCACAAUAGAUGGAGGUUCCUUUAAUACUGGAGGAGGAACUGUGGGUUUCUCUCCACCUGAAAGUAAAAUUAUGCAUCAGUUUUCCAUGGACACAUUAGAAUAAACUAAAUUAAACACUCAUAUCAAAACACAUACUUAUUGAAUAAAUAAUCCUCUCCAUUUCUCUAAGCUGUGUUUGUUGCCUCUGGACAGUAAAGUAGAGAUCAGUAAUAGUGUCAGAAAUAUGUUUCAUUUCCUGCUCCUUCUUAGCUUCUUUUGCAGCUUCCUUAUUACUUUGCCUGUUAAAAGGUUAAAUCAUCAUAAAGGUAUAUAUUUUUUUAUUCUAAUUUAAACAAAUUUUCUUUCCAUGUUAUUUUUUUUAAUUUAGAGCUGCAUGUUUCAAAAUAUGAUAAAUUUUAUUACCUGUUGUAUUCGAGUAACAAAAUAGUUGCUCCAAUGGUAAAAAUCAAAGUUUCACCAAGAAGAUUAGCUCCUAGUUCUAUAGCCAUUUCUUGACUGAGCACUGGUAUAUUAACAGGCCUACCCAAAUUUAAAAUCCACAUUUUAGCCUUUACUUCACACCAAUUGUAGACU
Spodoptera exigua (beet armyworm) is the source of this 2447-nucleotide messenger RNA. The record is from the annotation of a GenBank genome assembly. NCBI's taxonomy places the organism in Eukaryota, Metazoa, Arthropoda, Insecta, Lepidoptera, Noctuidae.